CCCGCCGCCCAUUGUUCCGGAAUACUCCUCCCCUGCUUCUGCUCCCAAACGGGAAGUCGGGGUCGGGAGAGCAGGAAGUACUCCGCCGUACUGCGCUGCACUGAAGGACAGUGUGGUGCGAAGGGAGUUUUGCUGUGUGUGGGUUUGUGUGAUGUGAGGGAAAGACCAGGACACCAACUAAUGACGACGUCAACGGUAGACCCGACUACGAUGCUGCUUCUGCCACUGCUGGUCCCUGCAAUGAUGGAUCGAUUGUAUUAGUGUGGUUUCCCUACACCACCCCCUUAACCCGAGACCACCCUCUUCCCAAGUGGGUUUUCCGGGCGGCCAUUCGUCAGCAGUUGUCAACGGCGAGUUAAAGUGCGAAACGUUGCUGCAGCUUGUUGCGCUCCACAACAGCUGUCAGCUUGCAAACUUCAAAACCUCGUAAAAUUAGACCGCACUCUACCGGCGCAAGUGAAGGAGUCCUGUAAGCAAAUCCAGAACCGGAAGGGAAAAUCGAUACGCGAGUGAACUGAAGAUUGUGUGUGUGUGUGAGAGAGAAAGAGUUUAACAACAAACAACAACCGCACACUCUCCAUUCUGGGAGGAAAAUUCCCACGGAAGAAAAAGAAGAAGAAGAAGAAGGUGGGUGGUGCUGGUACAGUGGUGGGUGGUACACAAGAGUGAUAAUUAAGAGCGAAACAAGCUAUAGCUACUGUAGGUGCUACUACUCUCAUCAUCAUCAUCAUCCUUCAGCCGCAGUCAACCAGCAUCCAGGUCAACGCCGGGCUGAAAAGCGGGCUGCAAAUCUUCGGGCCAGAUUAGUGCUAAUAACCGGCCAUAAAAAUGUACGGAUUUGUGAACUACGCGCUGGAGCUGCUGGUGCUGAAAAACUUCGGAACAAACAUAUGGGAACAAAUAAAGAAGCAAGCUCAGGUCAACAUGGAGGGCCAAUUUCUGGUCCGCCAGAUCUACGAGGACGACAUCACGUACAACCUGAUAGAGGCUGCCGUAGCCAUACUGAACAUUCCCGCCGGCGACAUCCUCGAGCUGUUCGGCAAGACGUUCUUCGAGUUCUGCCAGGACUCCGGCUACGACAAGAUACUCCAGGUGCUAGGCGCUACGCCGCGGGAUUUUCUGCAGAACCUGGACGCCCUGCACGACCACCUGGGCACGCUGUACCCGGGAAUGCGAGCGCCCUCGUUCAGGUGUACGGAAACGGACGGCCAACUCGUGCUGCACUACUACUCCGAACGGCCCGGCCUGGAGCACAUCGUGAUAGGUAUCGUCAAAGCAGUCGCCUCGAAACUCCAUGGAGUGGACGUGGAGAUCAAGAUCAUCCGGCGGAAGGGUGAUCCGAUCGAUGACAAGCCAAAAUCAGCACCGCCGGUGCAACCCGUGCCAACGCCGAUUCCCGUAGUUCCAGCGGCGGCAACGCCAACCGUAGUAGACAACAGACCAGUUCCUAUCUUCAUCUCCGCCGACCCGGCUGCCGCCGAGUUGGCCAACCUAGGUGGACCCGUCACGGCAGCGACCAGCCCGGCCAAGGUCGAACUGUACGACCACUUUCAGUUUCUGAUCACGGAAAUCUCCGGCCCAAAAACGCCCACCCGAAGGAGCGAGGAGAAGGAACAGCAGGCAGACUUCCAGCUGGUAGCCAAAGGUACACGAAUUCACCACAAGGAUCGCUGCACCCCAAUGAUCUCACCAACGACGUUCUGCAAGGUGUUCCCCUUCCACCUGAUGUUCAACCGGGAUCUGAUCAUCGUGCAGGCCGGCAGAUCGGUGUCGCGAGUAAUUCCCAAAAUCUCCGAGAAGAACUGCCACCUGCUGACGAUCUUCGAAGCGGUUCGGCCGCACCUGCAGAUGAGCUUCGGCAACAUUCUGUCCCACAUCAACACGAUCUACGUGCUCAAGACAAAGUCGGGCGUGAUGUCGAUCAGCGAGCGAUACCUAAGACUGAAGGGUCAAAUGAUGUACAUCCCCGAGUCGGACCUGAUCCUGUUCCAGUGCUACCCGAGCGUUAUGAACCUGGACGAUUUGACCAAGAAAGGCCUCCACAUCUCGGACAUCCCGCUGCACGACGCGUCCCGUGACCUGGUGCUGCUGUCCGAAAAGUUCGAAGCAGAAUACAAGCUGACCACCAACCUGGAGAUCCUGACGGACAAGCUGCAGCAGACGUACCGCGACCUGGAGAGCGAAAAGUCCAAAACCGAUCGGCUGCUCUACUCGGUGCUACCGAAAACGGUCGCCAACGAGCUGCGGCACCAGCGGCCGGUUCCCCCGAAGCGGUACGACAGCGUGACGCUCAUGUUCUCCGGGAUCGUGGGCUUCGGGCAGUACUGUGCCGUUAACACGGACGCCGAAGGUGCCAUGAAGAUCGUCAAGAUGCUCAACGAGCUGUACACGAUCUUCGACGAGCUGACGGACUCGAAGAGCAACAGCAACAUUUUCAAGGUGGAAACGGUGGGCGACAAGUACAUGGCGGUGUCGGGGCUGCCGGAUGAGUGCGAGAACCACGCCAAGUGUAUAGCGCGGCUCGCGCUGGACAUGAUGGACAUGGCGCGGAACGUCAAGAUGGGAGCGGAGACGAUGAAAAUCACCAUCGGUAUUCACUCGGGCGAGGUCGUCACGGGGGUGAUCGGCAACCGGAUGCCCCGGUACUGCCUGUUCGGCAACACCGUCAACAUCACGAGUCGAACGGAGACCACGGGCGUGCCCGGCCGGAUCAACAUCAGUGAAACCACGUACAAGUAA
This is a messenger RNA of Culex pipiens pallens (northern house mosquito), 2739 nucleotides long. RefSeq names its product guanylate cyclase soluble subunit beta-1 (gene Gycbeta100B). Gene Ontology annotation, biological process: response to oxygen levels; cGMP biosynthetic process. Gene Ontology annotation, molecular function: guanylate cyclase activity; heme binding. Lineage: Eukaryota; Metazoa; Arthropoda; Insecta; Diptera; Culicidae. Gene Ontology annotation, cellular component: guanylate cyclase complex, soluble. The transcript is spliced from 11 exons. The coding region runs from base 829 to 2739 and encodes 636 amino acids. The record is from RefSeq and is a predicted model, not a curated record.